Molecule: messenger RNA, 501 nt
Organism: Emiliania huxleyi CCMP1516
Lineage: Eukaryota; Haptophyta; Isochrysidales; Noelaerhabdaceae
Exons: 5
Coding region: 1-501 (166 amino acids)
Biological process (GO): rRNA processing
Cellular component (GO): nucleus
Molecular function (GO): RNA binding
Source: RefSeq, a predicted model, not a curated record
AUGAGCUUCGAGCGCACGCCGCGCGACGCCGCGACCACGCUGCCGCCCCGGUACAGCGCGCCGUCUUUCUCGAGCUCCGCGCUGCAGCAGUCGAAGGUGCAGCUGUCUUGGGACGCGGAUGAGUCGGAGCGGACCCAGGACUACGCCGCCUUCCUCGCCUCCUCCUCCGACUCGGACGGCGAGGCGGACUUCGAGUUCGAAGGCGCCGCGCCGCCGCCGAAGCGCGGCUCGGCGAAGCGGCUCGGCGAGCUGCUCCGAACGGGUGGAGCCGCCGACCUCAAGCAGAAGAAGGGCGCCAAGGGCCGGAGGGCGAAGGCGGGAGGCGGCGCGGGUCCAUCGGACGACGGCUUCAAGCUCGACAUGGACGACGCGCGCUUCAGCCGGCUCUUCUCGUCGGCGGACUACGCCGUCGACCCGAACGACCCGCGCUUCCGCAAAGGCGUGCGCAAAGAGGGCAAGGCGGCCGGCUCGGGAGCCAAGAGGCGCGAACGGCCUCUCUAG